Messenger RNA from Coturnix japonica (Japanese quail), 2402 nucleotides. NCBI's taxonomy places the organism in Eukaryota, Metazoa, Chordata, Aves, Galliformes, Phasianidae. The record is from RefSeq and is a predicted model, not a curated record.
AUUGAAAAGCAUUUUUAAUGUGCUAGGAAAGCUGACAUGGCUUGACUCGAUUUUGAAAGGAGCUGUGCUUGUCCCUUUCUGUCAAGGAUCAUUCUGCAGGGAAUGCCUGCACCCAUGCACAGCUCAGCAGGACCAGCUCUGUAUAGCCACCUCCUGAGAAUCCAACCCUUUCCUCACACAGAAACCAAGACUACAGCUGGCAGAGACCUCUCCAGGCCACCCAACCCACGUCUGGUGCUCAGUCUUGGAACGGCAUUAUUCAACAUUCAUUUGAGAGGGAGCCAUGAAUUUCAUCUGAUGCUUCCAUCACAUGGUGACUUUCAGCCUCUUCCUCCAGUAUCGUCCAGCAUUUUGCUCCUGGUGGGACCCACACUUGGCAAACAAGCUCACAGACACCUCUUUCUCUAUGCUAUGUGUAAAGAAGAUGGGCAUCUUGGUUGCCUUGUGGCUUUAAAAUAAUAAAACGCACACCUGCCAGACCUACAUAUGCACAUAACAGAGAGUAAUUUUGCUUAUUAACUACAGAGUCUCAUCGGUGCAUGACAUCUGACAGAGAUGAAUACGUUGGAAAGCAGUUGCAUCCAGAGGAUACUGAAGGGGAGCUGAUCACAGCCGCAUAUGAGCUUGGAGUCGCCCACCCGCCUGGUUACCCGCUGUUCACGCUGCUGGCCGGGCUGGCCAUGAGGUUGCUGCCCGGCGGGGCCGCUGCGGGCCGUGUCAACCUGCUGUGUGCUGUGCUGGGAGCUGCAGCAGCCUCGCUGCUCUUCUACACCGUGCUCAGGCUUUCUGGCUCAUAUGCUGGAGGAAUCCUUGCUGCGGGGGUGUUUUCAUUUUCUCGUCUAACAUGGCAGUGGUCCAUCACGGCGGAGGUUUUUAGCUUAAACAAUCUGUUUGUGGGGCUGCUUAUGGCUCUUACCGUGCAUUUUGAGGAGGCAUCCACUGCAAAAGAGAGAUCAAAGAUUGCUAAACUUGGUGCCUUUUGCUGUGGCCUCAGUUUGUGCAAUCAGCACACGAUAGUGCUCUAUAUUGCUUGUAUUGUACCUUGGGUUCUCUUCCUGCUCUUCAGAAAGAUGGAAUUGUCCCUAGGCCAUUUGCUGAAGUUGGGUUUAUGCUUCUUGGCUGGUUUGCUGCCUUAUCUCUAUCUGCCGGCUUCGUCCUACCUCAGUCGAGCCCGUUGGACAUGGGGAGACCAGACGACUUUUCGAGGAUUUUUGACCCAUUUUCUCAGGGAGGAAUAUGGGACAUUCAAUCUGGCCAAGUCCGAGACCGGAUCCAGUAUGAGAGAGAUGCUGAUCUUCCAGCUGGAGCAGAUGAGAUCGGAGCUGUCUCUUCCUGUCCUCGCCCUGGCUCUCAUGGCCUGUUUCAGCACAGCACUGCCGAUAAGGCAACAGAAAUCACCCGUCAUUUGUCUCUUCACUGGAAUGCUCUGUGUUUAUUCACUCUUCUUCGCCUGGAGAGCAAAUUUGGAUGUUACAAAGCCUCUGUUUCUGGGAGUGGUGGAGAGGUUCUGGAUGCAGAGCAAUGCGGCUGUGGCAGUGCUGGCCGGGCUGGGACUCCCUGCUCUUGUGUCCCUUGGAGGUGCUGUGCUGCAGGGCAGCCGGGUGUUGCCAUGGCUGGAGUGGCUUUCUGCUGGGGCUCUCGUCACUGCUCAACUUUGGGCCAACUAUAGCGAUUGUGAUCAGAGCAAUAAUGACAUCGUUGAUAAGUUUGCAAGAAACCUGCUGUCCUCUAUGCCAAUGGGUGCAGUGAUUUUGCUAAGAGGAGACUUACCUGGGAACGCCCUUCGUUACCAGCAUUAUGUUGAAGGAGUGAGGCCAGAUAUCACGUUAGUGGACCAAGAGAUGAUGACUUAUGAAUGGUAUUUACCCAAGCUGGCAAAGCAUUUACCUGGUGUUCAUUUUCCUGGGAACCGGUGGAACCCUGUGGAAGGAAUAUUACCCGAUGGGACGCUCACUUUUAAUCUCCACCAUUUCCUCAAAGCAAACAAACAUAAAGAAGUGUUUGUCUGCAUUGGUCUUCAUGAAGGGGACUCAACGUGGAGGAGGAGUUACUCACUUUGGCCAUGGGGUACCUGUGAAAAGUUGGUUCCAUCUGACGCUGUCUUUGACCCAGAAGAGUGGAUUCGUCUGACAAGAAAUCUCUAUAACUGGACUGAAGAAUAUGGGAGUUUCAAGCCCUCUUCCUGGGAAGCUGUCGCCAAUGAGGAGAUGUGGCAAGCCAGGAUGAAAACAGCUUUCUUUAUAUUUGGCCUUGCAGAAACUGCCAGUGUGCCUGCAGAAAUGAAAUCACGGCUGUACACAUUGGCAUACACUGUAAGUAAUAUAUUUUGUUACAAAUACUGUCUGCAGUCUUCAUCUGUUUUUUUUGGUUUUUUUUUUUUCCUUUAAUUCUUUUGACCACAU